UAUAAAACGAAAAGUUCGAAAGAAAAUCUCGUCAUUUGGAUUUCGAAAAAGUGAUCGAUCAAAACGAUGUGGGGCCGUUUCUUUGGCAGCGUCCUAGCUCGCGCACUGCUGCACAUCGUCCUUUUCAAUUUUUGUUUCGCCUAUAACGAUUUCAGCGACGAAGAUUACAACACGGCUUUUCCGAAUGGCGAAGAUGAGGGAAGCUUGAAGAUGGUGGUAGUGAUGUUUCGACACGGCAAUAGAACGCCCAAUGGAGAGGAAGAACUGUAUCCAUUGGACCCUUAUUUAAAUAAGACUUAUUUUCCCUAUGGUUUGGGCCAACUAACAAAUGCCGGCAAACGCAAACAAUACUUAGUGGGUCUGGAACUUCGUAGAAGAUACGAUCGUUUCCUGGGAGACUACUACUACCCGGAACUCGUAGAAGCAAGAAGUACCCAUUACAAUCGUACCAAAAUGUCGUUGCAGUUAGUCUUAGCCGGACUGUUCCCGCCAAGAAAAGACGAUGAAGUUUUAGGAAUGCCCUGGCAGCCAGUUCCGUAUAACUAUUUACCCGUGAAACAAGACGAUAUACUUAUGGGAAGCAACUGCCGAAAGUAUUUAGAACUUUACAAAGAAUACAGUAGUCGUCCGUCUGUUCAAGAGAAGUUUGCGAAGUACGGCGAAACCUUUAAGUACAUAUCUGAACAUACUGGUUUGAACAUCACAACUUUAAAGACAUUUAUAAUUUACAUUUCGGUCUGUCCACUGAAGAGGAAUAUGGUCUGAAGCUACCUGACUGGACUAAGUCUGUAUGGCCAGAACCGAUGACCAAAAUUUUCCCCGAAGAGUACUACAUAGCGAUGGGAACAGCGGAUAUGCGAAGAAUUGCCAUCGGAAACUUUUUGAAGAAAGUUCUCGAUGACACCAAAGCGAAGAUAUCGGAUCAUCGCAAACUGGGUAGAAAGAUGUACCUCUACUCAGCUCACGAAAGUACGUUAUCGUACCUGAUGAUAUCUUUGAGAAUAUUCGAAAAACACAUUCCCACAUACGGCGCCUACGUCGUCAUGGAGUUACACCGUAUCAGAGGCGUGUACGGGUUCAAAAUAUUUUACAAAAAGUGGGAUGGCUCCGGCUUGAGGUUGGUAGAGAUGCCGGGAUGUAAGGAGUUCUGUCCUCUGGACGUAUUUACCUCUUUGUUAGCAGAUAAUCUGCCGACCAGUGAUAACAUGUGCGGUAAUUGAAGAAGUAUUGGUUAUACUGGGUAUAACGUUGUAAAAAUUUGAUAGGAAAAGUUUGCUGUGCAAAAUUAAAUAAUUAUACAGUCAAGAUUUAGUUAAUUUAUGAGAGAAAAAUAAAACAAAACAGUUCAUAGUUAAAUAUAUGAAUAAUAUGAAAGGUUUUUAUUUUAGCACCUUAUGGCUUUGGAGUCUGUUGUAUUGACGAUUAUCUGAUCCCAAUAAAGUGGCUUCAGAUUUUGUAGAGCUUAACAACAACUGUUGUUGAUUUUUAUCUCAUUCAUAUCGAGAAAAGUUGCGUCUUUUGGAUGAAAAGCUCCUCUUCUUUUUAACAAUAUCGAUGUUUUCUUGGUUAUGGUUCCCUAAAAGAUUCGACACAGAUCAUAAAGGUGGAUUUUACGAUCUGUGAAUACUCUUUCUUAUAAUGACUACUGUUUUCAUGAUUGUGUCUUGUAUUUUUGAUUAUGAUACUCUUCUAGUUAUUUUCUAUCUUCCGUCUAUUCGACCCUUUCCUACAGCUACUCUCUAUUUAUCUUUGAUCUUUAUUUAUCCAGCUAUUUACUGUUUCUUUAGAUAAACACUCUGUUUUUCAACUAUUUACUGUAUUGUGGUUAAUGUUAAUUGACCGCAGUUGAAAAUAGAUAGUCCCCAAAUUGGGUGCCAAAAUAAACGUUAUGUGGUUAACUCCGAUUAAAAAUAGUAAAUGGUGUAUCAUAAACCGAAUGUUUGUUUUAGUAUUUCCAAAUUCUUAUUCAAGCAAUUUUUCUUAAUACUUUUUUCAGUUUUUGAAAAGUACUUUUGGCUGAUUAUUGGUUUCCUACAUUCUCCGAACUGUGAUACGCUGUUAUUUUUUCUUUUUUUUUGUAUCCUAAUUCAUAGUUGAAUAUUGGUAGUGGAUAUGCUUGUACCUUUGAAAUGUCUGGGACAAAUCACACUUGGUAUCCAAAUAAAUUUUCGUGUCUAUAAAGACAUAACACAGCUGGUACUGUGCUUUUAUCUGUCGAUAUACGAUAGAUGUGUAAUGUAUUAUACUGAGUAAGCAGGGUUUAUAUUUAAACCUAGCCAAUACAUUCCAGUUUUGAUCAGUUUUUGCCUUGGAUGUAAUAAAAUCUUAUUUAUUUAU
Diabrotica balteata is the source of this 2337-nucleotide messenger RNA. The record is from the annotation of a GenBank genome assembly. Lineage: Eukaryota; Metazoa; Arthropoda; Insecta; Coleoptera; Chrysomelidae.